This is a messenger RNA of Acaulospora colombiana, 594 nucleotides long. The record is from the annotation of a GenBank genome assembly. NCBI's taxonomy places the organism in Eukaryota, Fungi, Glomeromycota, Glomeromycetes, Diversisporales, Acaulosporaceae.
AUGAUCUUUUAUUGCGGAAAAGUAGUAUUACUCGCGUUGCUAGUCGCGUUAGCUUUAGCGACUGCGCUCCCGCUGGAUGAUCCUUCGGAUGAAAGUGUGUCAACAGAAGUUUCGUCUACGACCGAAACCACCACCAGUGAUACUAAUAGCCAGAAUCCAUUACAAAAUACGGUGUUACAAGCGGUCCUUGGAAUUUUAGUUGGUGCUAUUGGUAUAGCAGUUUGUGCGGGAGGAUUCUACUGUUACUGUAAAAGGAAAAAAGAUAGGGAUGACGAUAAAUCCAGAGAUAUUUCCCCUAUCAUAACAGAACCACUAAUCGACCUUCAACCCAAGGACACCAUUGCGUCUGAGGUUAGCGCUGUUGGAACCGAUAUUGGCCCGCACAGCACCAUCAUUAGUGCACCCGAGGGAGCCGAGACAUCGCGAACAGGCGAACAUGAGAAAAUCGUUGUUACCCCGUAUGGGCCUGCCAAGGAUGUUGAUCCAUCGAAAUUGGGAGUUUCAUCGCAAGAGAUCCACGGAACACAUCACAUAUCCUCUUCAAGUGUCGAUCUUAGUCAGGGUCAGGGACCAUCGGGUAACGACUUCGAAUGA